Bufo gargarizans (Asiatic toad) is the source of this 1651-nucleotide messenger RNA. RefSeq names its product gastrula zinc finger protein XlCGF26.1-like. The record is from RefSeq and is a predicted model, not a curated record. Gene Ontology annotation, cellular component: nucleus. NCBI's taxonomy places the organism in Eukaryota, Metazoa, Chordata, Amphibia, Anura, Bufonidae. Bases 71 to 1465 code for a protein of 464 amino acids. The transcript has 3 exons.
GUUUCCUGUAUAGAGUUUAGCGGCUACCAAAGAGGAAGUUCUGCUGGAAACGUCCUGUAAAGAGGCUCUGAUGUCCGGACAGCGGGAGGGAGAGCCCCGGCAUGAGGAGCAGAAAGAGCUACAGUCAGAGGACAACACCAGAGAGAUGUCCGCGUCCUCUCCUUCCACAGGAUGGUCAGACGACUGUACCGGGAGCACAGAGGAACACCUGAUACCUACAUAUUAUGAUGCAGAUGAUUCGGUUGUCGCACCAGCUAUAUAUGAAAAACAUGCCAUUAUCCCAGUUGUACCCUCAGACCUUCAAAUAAAAAAUCUGCCAUCUGAUCCUUUAAAAAAGACUAUGCUGAAUGCAAGUCACAGAAUCGGUGCUGGAUCCCAAAGAGCUCAGAAAGGGAAGAAGUCUUAUUCAUGUUCAGAAUGUGGCAAAUGUUUUACUCAGAAAUCACAUCUUGAGAGGCAUCAGAAAAUUCACACAGGGGAGAAGUCUUAUUCAUGUUCAGAAUGUGGCAAAUGUUUUACUGUAAAAUCAUAUCUUGAGACGCAUCAGAAAAUUCACACAGGGGAGAAGCCGUAUUCAUGUUCAAAAUGUGGCAAAUGUUUUACUCAGAAAUCAUAUCUUGAGAGGCAUCAGAAAAUUCACACAGGGGAGAAGCCGUAUUCAUGUUCAGAAUGUGGCAAAUGUUUUACUGUGAAAUCAUAUUUAGAGAGGCAUCAGAAAAUUCACACAGGGGAGAAGCCAUAUUCAUGUUCAGAAUGUGGCAAAUGUUUUACUGUGAAAUCAUAUCUUGAGAGCCAUCAAAGAUAUCACACAGGGGAGAAGCCGUAUUCAUGUUCAGAAUGUGGAAAAUGUUUUGCUUCAAAUACUCAGCUUGCUGAUCAUUUUAAAAAUCACAUAGGGGAGAGGCCAUUUUCCUGCCCAGAAUGUGGAAAAUGUUUUGCUCAUAAAUCAGCUCUUAAGGUUCAUCAGGUUAUUCACACAGGAGAGAAGCUAUUUUCAUGCCCAGAAUGUGGGAAAUGUUUUACUCAGAAAGCAUCUCUUUAUAAACAUAAGAAAAGUCACACAGGAGAGAAGCCAUAUUCAUGUUCAGAAUGUGGGGAUUGUUUUAGCCAGAAAUUUUAUCUCCAGAGCCAUCAGAGAAUUCACACAGGGGAGAAGCCAUACCAUUGUUCAGAAUGUGAGAAAUGUUUUGCUAAUAAAGUAUCUCUUCUUAGACAUCUAAGAUAUCACACAGGAGAGAAGCCAUAUUCAUGUCCAGAAUGUGAGAAAUGUUUUAGUCGGAUUGAAAAUCUUGUUGUGCAUUUAAGAACUCACACAGGGGAGAAGCCAUUUUCAUGUCCAGAAUGUGGAAAAUGUUAUACUAAAAAUGCAAAUCUUGUUACACAUCUGAAAUCUCACACAAAGGGAGAAGUGAUAUUCAUGCCCAGAACGUGUUUUACUAAAAAAUCUAAAUUUGAGAAUCAUUAGGAAGGUCACACAGGGGUGCAGCCAUGUUCAUGUUCAGAAAUAAGCCCUUGUUCAAUAUCAGAGAAUUCAUACAGGGGAGAAGAAGUUCUAACCCCUUCCCAACAUCCUCCAUAUUUAACCACUACCCGACCACCUAACGCAGGAUUGCGUCCUGUGGGCGGUCAGUCUGUUCCUCCUGGACGCGCC